Molecule: messenger RNA, 693 nt
Organism: Colletotrichum navitas
Lineage: Eukaryota; Fungi; Ascomycota; Sordariomycetes; Glomerellales; Glomerellaceae
Exons: 1
Coding region: 230-646 (138 amino acids)
Source: RefSeq, a predicted model, not a curated record
UGAUAGGACCGUCCAGCGGUCGAAGGUCAAGGACACCGCCAAAAUGCUGUGGGUUAUGAUGCUUCUGGCGCACGGCUCUCCUGUGAAUAUGUCACUCUACUGCCGAACAAAGAGGUACGAAGGGCGUCGCAUAUGUUGAACUUCAUUGUUUGAAAGUCGAAGACGAAGUGGUGAGACAAGAUGCCUGAUGGGCGACAGUUAGCAGAUUGUUAUCAAAGACGUAGCCUGAAUGGUCCAAAUGGAUCAAAGUUUGAAGAUGAAGCAUGCGCUCAGGUCUUUUCAGUCUUUUUUAGUCUUCAUUUUGGGGAUCACAACGGUUUUAUUGCCUUGUCUUGCCCUUUUCUGUCAUGUGUGCCACAGCCUUUGGUCCCACUUCGUCGGGGUAACUAGAAGCAGGACUCCAAAUCUAGGCAUGUUUAUGUCGUUUCUCAGUCGUGUGUGUGAGGCUGUAAUGCUAAACAGCUUCACUAAGCGCGCAACUCUUCGCUUGGCGGAGGUGUUGCAGAGACGAGUGCGUGGCUUGUUCAUGAAGAACGAAGUCAUACAUGAGAAACAAGACGAGGCAACAACCCCAGAAGAAUCCUUUUCGAUCGGACCUUUUACCAAUAGUCAUCACUGCGCGUUGGGAUCGAGAUUCCCUAGGUGAAAUGAGAGAAAACGGGACUUUGUGCCCACUUACUGGUUGAGAUCUGC